AUUUUACGGUUUAUGCAUCUCCAUAAAUGCAAUAUUUAUGACUGUAUUAUUUGUUUAUCUCUUUUAGUUUCACACUUUACUUCAUCAAUAAAUCUGGCAAAGAUGAUACCAGUGUGUUGUUUGGAGUGAAGAGUUUAGCUGCCUGUCAACACAUGCAUGCUUCGCAUUGAGGACAGAACAAGGGAGAGCAGCAGCCCUCCAAUGUCAUCCUACAUCAUGGAUGAGGAAACUCUGAAGAGAAAACAGAAGGAGAAGCUAAAGAAGCUGAUGGCUACAGGAGGAAACCCGAGGCCAGCCCGCUCUCUCCUCUUCUUGACAUUGAUGAAUCCCUUCCGUAAGGCCUGCAUCAGCAUCGUGGAGUGGAAACCCUUUGAAAUCAUAAUCCUUCUGGCCAUCUUUGCCAACUGUGUGGCCCUUGCUGUGUACCUGCCUAUGCCUGAGGAGGACAGCAACAACACCAACAGCAACUUGGAAAGUCUGGAGUACAUCUUCCUCAUAAUCUUCUCCAUCGAAUGCUUUCUGAAGAUUGUGGCCUAUGGAUUUCUGUUUCAUGCAGAUGCAUAUUUAAGAAACUGCUGGAACAUCUUGGACUUUGUUUGUGUAUCUGUUGGGCUGUUCACUGUGGUUGUGGAUGCCAUUAACCACAUCAGUGGAGUGGAGGCUCCAGUCGGAGAAAAGGGUGGUGGCUUUGACAUGAAAGCUCUGCGAGCAUUCAGAGUCCUGAGACCUCUCAGACUGGUCUCUGGAGUCCCCAGCCUACAGGUGGUGAUGAACUCCAUCCUGAAGUCCAUGCUACCUCUGUUUCACAUUACCUUACUGGUCCUCUUCAUGGUCACCAUUUACUCCAUCAUGGGACUGGAGCUCUUCAAGUGCAAAAUGCACAAGACCUGCUACUACACAGGCACAGAUAUUAUUGCGACAGUGGAGAAUGAGAAGCCGGCUCCAUGUGCCCAAGCGGGGAACGGUCGCCGUUGUACCAUCAAUGGCACCGAGUGUCGUGCUGGCUGGCCGGGCCCUAACCAUGGUAUCACCCACUUCGACAACCUGGGCUUCUCCAUGCUGACUGUGUACCAGUGUAUCACCACACAGGGGUGGACCGACGUCCUGUACUGGGUAAAUGAUGCUAUAGGAAUGGAGUGGCCAUGGAUCUAUUUUACCACACUCAUCCUGGUUGGGUCCUUCUUUGUGCUCAACCUGGUUCUGGGCGUGCUCAGUGGUGAGUUCACCAAGGAGCGAGAGAAGGCCAAGUCCCGAGGAGAGUUUCAGAAGCUGAGAGAAACCCAGCAGCUAGACGAGGACCUGAAGGGCUAUAUGGAAUGGAUCACUCAGGCUGAGGUCAUUGACAAUGACCAGGAGAGACAGGGCCUGCUUACCUUGGAAAAUGGAGGAUCAGAGACUGGGAGUGUCGGCAAAAUGGACACGAUGCAGCUGAUCAUCUAUUACUAUAAACUGGCUCGUAAGUGGAAUCGUUGGCUACGGCGUAAAUGCAGAGUGUAUGUGAAGUCCAAACUCUUCUACUGGUGGGUCAUCAUGCUCGUCUUAUUCAACACACUGGCCAUCGCCACGGAGCAUCACAAGCAGUCUGAGAGACUCACAAACUGGCAAGACAAUGCCAACAAGCUGCUGCUGUCCAUGUUUGCUCUGGAGAUGUUCAUGAAGAUGUACGCACUGGGUUUACCCUCUUACUUCAUGUCGCUCUUCAACCGAUUCGACUGCUUUGUGGUGUCCACUGGUAUCACGGAGCUCAUCCUCGUCCACAUGGGCAUCAUGUCAGUCAUGGGUAUCUCUGUGCUGCGCUGCAUACGCUUGCUGCGCCUGCUCAAAGUCACCAGGUACUGGACCUCUCUCAGUAACCUGGUGGCCUCCCUCCUGAACUCGGUCCGCUCCAUCGCCUGCCUGCUGCUGCUCCUCUUCCUUUUCAUUGUCAUCUUCUCCUUGCUCGGUAUGCAGGUGUUUGGAGGGAAGUUCAACUUUCCCAAUCAACCCAAGCCCCGCAGCACCUUCGACAGCUUCCCUCAGGCCCUCAUCACUGUGUUCCAGAUCCUCACAGGUGAAGACUGGAACACUGUCAUGUACAAUGGGAUCAUGGCUCAUGGAGGACCCAGCAUGCCAGGAAUCCUCGUCAGCCUCUACUUCAUCAUCCUCUUUGUUUGUGGAAACUUCAUCCUUCUGAACGUCUUCCUGGCCAUCGCUGUGGACAACUUGGCCGAAGCAGAGUCUCUCACUUUAGCUCAGAAAGAGAAAGCAGAGGAGAAAAAACGCAAGAAAGCUCUGAGGGCUAACAUGCCCGACAAGGCAUCUGAGGAGAAGGCAAACCUGGCAAAGAAGCUGGCUGAGCAGAGAGCAAAGGGCAUUGAGGGCAUCCCUACUACUGCCAAACUGAAAAUUGAUGAGUUUGAGUCUAAUGUGAAUGAGAUCAAAGACCCGUUCCCUCCAGCAGACUUUCCUGGUGAUGAUGAGGAGGAAGACCCUGAGAUCCCAGAAAGCCCCAGACCUCGUCCAAUGGCAGACCUGCAGCUGAAGGAGGAAGCAGUGCCAAUGCCAGAGGCCAGCUCGUUUUUUAUCUUUGGACCUCAGAACAAGUUCCGGAAGCUCUGCCAUCGAAUUAUCAAUGCAACUACUUUUACCAACAUCAUCCUCCUCUUCAUCCUGCUGUCAUCAAUUUCUUUAGCUGCUGAGGAUCCCAUUGACCCCAUGUCUUUCAGGAACCAGGUGUUGGCCUAUGCUGAUAUCGUCUUCACGUCAGUGUUCACAGCUGAAAUUGUGCUCAAGAUGACGACAUACGGAGCGAUUCUUCACAAAGGCUCUUUCUGCAGGAACUCCUUCAACAUCCUGGACCUGCUGGUGGUCAGUGUGUCUCUGCUCUCAAUGGGCAUGGAGUCCAGUGCCAUCUCAGUGGUGAAGAUUCUCAGGGUGCUAAGGGUGCUGCGGCCCCUGAGGGCCAUCAACAGAGCCAAGGGACUGAAGCAUGUGGUCCAGUGUGUUUUUGUAGCUGUGAAGACCAUUGGAAACAUUGUUCUGGUCACCAUGCUGCUGGACUUCAUGUUUGCCUGCAUCGGAGUCCAACUUUUCAAAGGGAAGUUCUAUGCCUGCACAGAUCCAGACCAGAUGACUGAGGAAACCUGCAGAGGCUGGUACAUAAAGUACCAGGAGGGGGCACUUCAUGAGAUGGAGGUCCAUGAGAGGAAGUGGAUCAACUCAGAACUGAACUUUGACAACAUACUGAAUGGCAUGCUGACUCUGUUCACCAUUUCCACCUUUGAAGGCUGGCCCAGGAUUCUAUAUAAAGCCAUAGAUUCAAACCUAGAGGACAAAGGCCCAGUGUACAACAACCGGGUGGCCAUCUCGAUAUUCUUCAUCAUCUACCUCAUCCUCAUCGCCUUCUUCAUGAUGAACAUAUUUGUGGGCUUCGUCAUUGUCACCUUCCAGGAGCAAGGAGAGCAGGAGUAUAAGAACUGUGAGCUGGACAAGAACCAGCGUCAAUGUGUUCAGUAUGCUCUGAAGGCCCGACCACUGAGAUGUUACAUUCCUAAGAACCCCUACCAGUAUCAGGUGUGGUACAUCGUCACCUCCUGUUAUUUUGAGUACCUGAUGUUCCUGCUCAUAAUGCUCAACACCAUGUGUUUGGGGAUGCAGCACUGUAACCAGUCAGACCACGUCACUCACCUGUCUGACAUGCUGAACGUGAUCUUCACUGUGCUCUUCACUGUGGAGAUGAUCCUUAAACUCAUGGCCUUCAAAGCCAAGGGUUAUUUUGGAGACCCCUGGAACGUGUUUGACUUCGUCAUCGUCAUUGGAAGUGUUGUGGACGUGAUGUUGAGCGAGAUUGAUGCAGCACUGGCCUCCUCUGGAGGACUUUACUGUCUCCAUGGCUGCGCUGCAGUGGAUCCCAUGCAGGCGAUUGCGUCCUCUGAGAACAUGAGUGUGUCCAUCACCUUCUUCAGACUGUUCCGUGUAAUGCGUCUGGUCAAAUUGUUGAAUCGCUCUGAGGGGAUACGCAAUCUUCUGUGGACCUUCAUCAAGUCGCUGCAGGCUCUGCCCUAUGUGGCCCUGCUCAUCCUCAUGCUGUUCUUUAUCUACGCUGUGGUUGGAAUGCAGAUAUUUGGUAAGAAUGCUCUGGUUGAUGGAACAUACAUCACCAGGAACAACAACUUCCAGACAUUCCCACAGGCUGUGCUGCUGUUAUUCAGAUGUGCUACAGGUGAAGCCUGGCAUGAAGUGAUGUUAGCCUGUAUGUACGGAAAAAAAUGUGACCCUAAGUCAGACUACCUGCCUGGGGAGGAGUACACCUGUGGAUCCAACUUCGCCAUCAUCUACUUCAUGAGCUUCUACAUGCUGUGUGCCUUUCUGAUCAUCAACCUGUUUGUUGCUGUCAUCAUGGACAACUUCGACUACCUGACACGUGAUUGGUCGAUCCUUGGCCCCCAGCAUUUGGAUGAGUUCAAGAAAAUCUGGGCUGAAUAUGACCCUGAGGCUACAGGGCGGAUUAAGCACCUUGAUGUGGUGACACUCCUUCGGAGAAUACCUCCUCCCCUGGGGUUUGGAAAGUUUUGUCCUCAUCGUAUCGCCUGUAAGAGGCUGGUUUCCAUGAACAUGCCUCUGAACAGUGAUGGAACAGUCACCUUCAACGCCACCCUGUUUGCUCUGGUUAGAACUGCACUGAAAAUAAAGACAGAAGGUAACUUUGAAAAAGCCAAUGAGGAGCUAAGGGCAAUUAUCAAAAAGAUCUGGAAGCGCACCAGCAUGAAGUUACUGGAUCAGGUCAUCCCACCUAUUGGAGAUGAUGAAGUGACAGUGGGAAAGUUUUAUGCCACUUUCCUGAUCCAGGAUUAUUUCAGGAAACUGAAGAAGCGACAGGAGGAGUAUUACGGCUUCAGGCCCACAAAUAAAAAUGCCACUCAUGAGAUCCAGGCAGGACUGAGGAACAUCGAGGAAGAGGCAGCUCCAGAACUCCACAGGACCAUCUCUGGAGACCUGGUGUCUGAAGAGGAUCUGGACCAAGGAGAUGCUGCUGCAGACAUCAUCUUCAGGAGACAGGGCAGUCUCUUUGGAAACCUCUCAGACCCUUUCUCUGUGGAGGGUGACAUUGCUGGUCAGGCCACCAACCAGCGCCCCCUGCAGAUGGCAGAGGGAGUCAUCAACAACAACAUCAACAGCAACGCCAGUCACAGCUUGUAUUAACAGAGUUGGCCUCUGACCUUUGACUUCAGCAACAUGGAGACUAUAAGAGGUUGAACUGUGCUGCCCAUCCUCCCAGCCCUGCUGUCACCAACCCGGAUGAGGAUCUCUAACAUUGAGACACGCAGCACCACAGACACCAUCUGUCACAAAGACUAUUGUUCUUUUUUCCAUUAAAUUAUUAAACAGUGUGAUUUAAACAUUUUACACAAUAUUUUUUUUAAACUUUUUUUCCGUGACCCCCUUUUGUCAGUGGUCACUGAACAGGAUGUGUUUUAGACUAAAUGUCAGUAACGUUUAAACAUAUCAGUGAAGUUGUCUGUAUCUGUUGUUUGGAUCACUGGAGACAUUAUCAUGAUUCAUUAGAGCUUUGUCUCUGACUGAAGAAGAAAUAAUUCGGUGUGACAUUAAAGGCAAAUGGACGUCAAGUCUGUUCAUUCAUCA
Molecule: messenger RNA, 5622 nt
Organism: Seriola aureovittata
Lineage: Eukaryota; Metazoa; Chordata; Actinopteri; Carangiformes; Carangidae
Product: dihydropyridine-sensitive L-type skeletal muscle calcium channel subunit alpha-1-like
Exons: 43
Coding region: 157-5181 (1674 amino acids)
Biological process (GO): calcium ion import across plasma membrane
Cellular component (GO): membrane; voltage-gated calcium channel complex
Molecular function (GO): high voltage-gated calcium channel activity; calcium ion binding
Source: RefSeq, a predicted model, not a curated record